Cinara cedri is the source of this 14392-nucleotide messenger RNA. Lineage: Eukaryota; Metazoa; Arthropoda; Insecta; Hemiptera; Aphididae. The record is from the annotation of a GenBank genome assembly.
AUUUAUACUAAAAUUUGGAAUUAAAUAAAUAAAUAAUUUUAUAUUCACAGGCUAAUUAUCCAACACGGUAAAAUUUUACAUCAAUAAAGUAAAAAAAAAAACUAUAUAUUACAAUUAAAAAGCUUAUGUCUUAAUGCAGUGUUAUAAACUUAAUUUUUAAGCAUUGAAACACAUUUUUAUUUAAAAUUUAACAAAAUAAAAUGUGUAAACUUGUAAAGUAUUAAGUAGGUAAUAACAAAAUAUUUAUUUAAUAACGAAAAAAAAAAAAUAACAUAAUCUUUUUUUUUCGAUGAUAAAAUGAUUAUCAAAUAAUAAACAGUAUGUACAAUGAAACAAUAAUAUUGUUUCGAACAUUAUUUGUAGCGGCGACCUUAUAGACAACACUGUCAAUGUUUAUAUUUUUCGAUACCUUUGUAGAUUUUUGAUUAGGCAUGUAUGUUGUCGGAGUCUGACUGAUAUUUAAUUCUAAUGUAGGUAUAAAUGUGUAAUAGUAAAUUCUCUUAAUACUGGACGUUGUAUUAUACUAGUCGAUUUCUUAUUUUUAAGCAUAUAAUAAUCAAAUAUAUUAGUUUCUUAAAUUCCAUUCCGCAUUUUAAUAAUAUACAUUAAAAAAUGAUGUUAUAAUUUUAUCAAAUAUUCUGUGAAUUUAAUAUUAUAUUAAUUUUUUGAUGUCAAUAUAUUAGCUUUAAUUCAGAAAAUUAAUAAUAUAUUUUUAUCUAUAUAUUAUUAUAUACAUGCAAAAUACAUACGUUUAAUUAUUAUGAGAACAAUGUUGUUUUUUUUUGUCAAGUACAACAGUUGUCAAACAGUUUAAUGUUUAUUUUAAUAUUACUUUUAACUUUAGAUUGAUAAAACUAAAUGGAAUCGUACCGUAAAUAUAGUUCAAGACAUCAUGAAUCCCGUCAUCACAAACAUCAUAAACACCGACACCGUCAUCACCAUAAUAACCACAAUAACCAUAAUAACUAUAAUAGCAGGUACAAAGAUGAAACCGAUCAUCGCGUUCAUCAACAUCAAAGAUAUUACAACCACAGAAGUAGCGAUGAAGAUAUUGAAUAUGAGUACAGCAGGGUUCCAAGAGUUGAGAAACCUCCAUCACCAAUGUACAUUCAAUCUGUUCGGAGACCAACUACUCCACCAAGACCACCAACACCACCACUACCACCACCACCACCACCACCACCACCACCACCACCAGAAUUAAAUGAUCCAGAUAGUGAAAAGCCAAAGGAACGUAGUUGGAAACUUAUGGCUGAUCCAUUGAUUGAUAAAGAUCUUGUUAAAUUAUAUCGAUAUGGUCUUCUACCAGAUGAUCCUUUAUAUAAUGAAGUAAAUGUUGUUGAUCCACGUCCGUUUAAAUCAAAAAUUAAAACUGUAACAUUGCCUAUUGAACUCCCGGUGCCUAAAUUUAAGGUAUGUAUUUUAAUUAAUCAAUUAUCUGUUAAUGUAUUCAUUAUUCAUUAAUUGAAAUCAUUUAAUAUUUUGGAACUUAGUUAUUUUUCCAAUGUUAUAGGUAAUAAAUACUUAUAAAUUAGGUUAAUUAUAAUAUAUACAGAAUUCUUUUUUUAUUUAAAAAUGUAUGUAUACUUGAAAGCAAAACAAACAAAAUAGAUGAAGAUUUAAAUUUUUAAAUUAUCCAUGUGUAAAAUGUAGUUAUAUUUCUGAUAGUCUUCGAAAAAAUUAUGUAUAAUAAAGUUAAUAUGUCUAAAGACCUUUUUAAACUGUUUAGUGAUAUGGUAAAAUUAAAUUGAAAAACUACAUGCAGUGCUUUAUUAAUUAUGAGACUGAUUUAAUUGUUUUAUGAGCAAUAUAUUUAAUUAUAAAUAGUUAAAGCAUAAUAAAACAAUUUUAAAAAACUUAUAAAAAAAAUGUUGUGUAGGUAUCUUAUUAUAUUCAAAUUCUCAUUUCACCAAUAGUUUUUAUCAGGUAAACAUGUGUUUUAUUUUUAAUUAAUGAAAUACAUAAACUUUAUAUUAUUCUGUGAUAAACAAAGGUUAAAAUAGUUAGAUAAACCACUAUUAUUAGGUAUACAAAAUGUUUAAGAAUUGAUCAGAAAUGUCAUUAUAACUAUUAUCCAGUUUAUUAUAAAUUUCCUAUUGAUUAACCCACCUAUAUUUUAAAUAAUCUAUCCAUAACCUUUAACUAUAUAUAUUAUUCAAAUGUUAUAAAUUAUAUUAAAAGCUUUAUGCCUGCGCACAAUAAGCAAUAGUAUAAUAAAAAUAUGUAUCUUUUACUUAUUAGUAAUCAAUCUGUCCAUUUAUUCUUUCAUUAUAUGAUCUAUUAAUUUAGUGGUUAUUUUUAUUAUUUACCACUCAAAAAUAUACGAUAAUAAUGUCAAGUCAAUUUAUAUUAUAUUUUUAAUAUAAUGUACAUUAAAUUUUGGUUUUAAUAAACAUGUAUGAUUUUUAUUUUUAUUUAGUAUUAACCAUUUUAUUAAUUUCUUAAUGUAUAUACGAGGUGUGUACUAAAAGUUCUAAGACAUAUAAUUCAAACAGUAUGCCAACAAAGUGUCCAAUUGCAGUUUGAUUGAUAUCACUGGCUUCUGUGAAUUCUGAAAAUAUGUCUCUAUUUGUAGAUUUUUUAUAACUUUGUUAUGAUGUGUUCAAUGAUUUUGUAAAAUAUGUUUUUGUAUUUGACGAUAUUUGUAAUAAAUCCCAAAGAACAACUUAACAAAGCUUUUGAGGGGGUUUGGAGAAUUUUGAUGAUUACAUAAUAAUACAGGUAAUGAUUAUUCUAUCAUAUUAUGGUAAAAUGUCAAAUACUUUUUGUCAUUUACCAUACCAAAAAGUUCCUGACAAAUUUGAAACUUGGAUUUGUUUUGGAUCCUCCAUAUUCUCAAGAUAAACUUUCAGCACAUCUGCAGUUUUCAAUUACAAUUUUUAGCACAAGUCAUGUAAAACAGUUCAUUCUUCUACCAAGAUUUUGUCAAUAAAACCGAAGAAAAAAAUCCUCUCCAAUCAACUUCCAUCCCAAAAAGCUUUUUUUUUGGAUUUAUUUUAUAUAUUUUUCAAACACAAAAAGUUAUUUUUUAGUUUAUUUUACAAAAUCAUUGAUGACAUCAAUACAAAUAAGAUUAUAGACAAUCUUCAAUAACAGAUGUACUCAGAAGAAGUCAUAAAAACCAGUCCUCAUAAAUUCUACUGCUUUUGGAUGCAUAGAUGAACAAUUUAAACAGUCCUGGAACUUUUUGAAUAUCUUACACGCAUAUAUAUACAUACAUAAAUAAUAAGUACCUAUAAGAAAUAAUUUAUGAAUUAAUUAUUAUAUUACAUAGGAUUAUUUUAUUAUUCAGAGAUUUGAUUAUUUAAUUAUAGCUCUUAAAGGACGUCAUAUCCGUAUGUGUUGUCUCAGUCCAACUAACAGGUAAUAACAGGUAAAAUCUAUUUUACACAGAUUGUGCAGAGGUAGCUUAAUUUUGAUUUUCAAGUAAAAUCACCAAUUAUAAAAUUAAAUAAAUACUAAAAUAUUCUGGUGGGCAAGACGAUGUGUUUUUUAUAUUAUUCUAAUUUUUAUUCCAAAUAUAACGUCCAACACAUUGUUUAAAAAUAAAAACUAAUUUAUUGUUUUUAAAUUACUAUGUUUCAAAAAAUGAAUUUCAAUAAAAGAAACUCAUCGUCUUGUCUUCUUUUUAUUUUAUAUUAGGUACCUACUUUUACUCUAAAAUCAAAAAUAAGAGAGUUCUAUGCAGUCUGCGUAAGGAAGAUUUUGCUAUUUUGUCUGAUAGUUUGACUGAGAUAGUGCAUGUGGGUAUAAUGUCUUCUUAAGCUAUCAGUUAAUAAUAUAUUUCGUUGAAACAAAAUAAAAAGCAAGAAACACUACAAACAUUUUAAGUUACACUUGUUUUUCAAUAGCAAUACACAGAGCAUAUGUAUUUUUUUUUUUUUCAGAAAUGUACUUAUAUAACUAAUUUCAUUCAUGAAUAAUCAUUCUAAAUGAUGUGUUUCGUGUAAAAUGUAUAUGUUUAUUUUUUUAUAACAAAUACUUACCUCUUAAACUCUAAUUAAUAUAAUUAUUAUGUACAUUAAAAGGGGACAAUUAUAACUGUAUAUUAAAAUUGAUAAACCAUUAAUCCCAAGUUUGAUAUGAUCUAUUUGUAAUAAAACUUUUAGAAUGAAAUUUAAUAGACAAAACUACAUUGCUUUAAAUGACAAAUAAUUUGUUUCAGCUUGAUAACAACUAUAUUGGUCAUCGUCCCGAAGUAGAAGUAACUUUUAAUAACUUAAAUGAUAACAUUGGUAAAGUGUUCCUGACUGACUUGGUAAGCAAAUUAUUUUAAAUUGAGACAAAUUGAAGGGCUCCCUGCAAUGACAGGAUGUGUUCACUUUUUAAAAUUGUUCAGGUGAAAUAUAAUUGGAAAUGAUUUUAAUAAUAAUGAAAAAAACGUCUUUUUACCAACAAAAUUGUAAAAGUUAGAAUUUAUUUAGUAAACAUAAUUUUAAUCAAGUAUACCAACCUAAAAACUUAUUUAAAAUUACCAACAUGUGAACUUAUCUGAUAUUUUGCUGACAAUAUAAGAUUAAUUGUGAUUUUAAAUAUACAGCUAAAAUAUAAGUGUAAAAUAGUGAAACCAAAUUUAGGAUCAUUGUGUUUGUCCAAAGAUUGAUUUAAUUAAAAUAUUCACUUGUUGGUAUUGAUAGAAUUGUUCAUUACAAAAUAAAAUAAAAUAUUUUUUCGGAAAAUACGACUUCCCAAAUUUUUUGUUGAUAAAAAUAUGAUUACCUAAUAAAUUGAAUGAUGUAUUAUUUAGAUGUUUAGACCGUGAUAACAGCCAGUAGAUGAGUGAUAAUGAGAUUACCUGGCUGGAAAUAAUAUUUACACAGGGUUACUUCUGAGCAAAUAACAAAAUAAUUUUGGUUCUAUCUACUUUUUCAUAAACAAUUUUAAUUCCGAAAAAUCUAUUUAGCUUAUAUCCCCAUUAAUAACAAUCAAACUAGUCUUAUACUUCUAUAACAUUUUAAGGGAAAAAAAAUUGAAUGUCAAAAAGUGAAUUUAUGAAAAAAAGUAGAUUUAUCUUGUUGCUGAUGAGAGCCCAUCAAUUUAAGUAAUUAAACAAGUAAACAUAUUAAUACUAAAAUAAAUAUGUGUAAUAUUAUAAAAAUAUUUUUGAUGUGUGUAUGUAUGUGUAUGGGCUACUAAAACUCCUGAAAACCAAAAUUGGUACAUAAAUGAAAACCAAAUGUUUUUCAUUAAAUAAUGUAGAAAAAAAAUGUAGGGGUUAGAAGUAUAUACUGAGCUCUCCUAAGUUAAAAUAUUGUAAGUCCAAACAAAAUUAAAAAAUAAGUUAUAUAAACAAAACAAAUUGUAAAAUUCAAACUUUUAAGGUCAAUAUCAUAUGCCGUAUGUUUGAAAUAUUAUUAUUAUAUUAAACGACUAGUAAUAUUUGUUUUGACAUAAUAAUAUUAAUAACCAAGUUUAGUAAAAAUGUCAUAUCUUCGUUAAUAUAUACAGUGUUUUACUUAGUAUACAAUAAAAAUAAUAAUUUGUGGCAUUUAUACUAAGUACAGAUUGUGGUUUUGCUUAUUGUUAUAUUGUAACUGAUAAAUCAUCAACUAGUAACUGAAUAUUAUUAUAAAAAGUAUUAUAAGACUUUAAUUAAUUAUAAUUAAUAUGCAAUUACUUUUACUUACGGCAUUCCUGUUUAUGAGCCAAGUAUUUAAAUCCUUUACCAAUGCUAAGGACUAAUGUAAAAAGUUAGGUAUGUACUUCAGAAUUUAUUUAUCUAUGUUUAUUUUUAUCCCAUUGCAUUUAUACGAUAAAAUUACUUAUGAAAAUCCAUACCAUACUUUGAUAAGUAAAAUGUAAAAGGUAUUAUGAAUUUUAGAAAAUGCAAAAUAUAAAAACCCAUUUUUCUCAAAAAUAUUAUCUAGUGAGUCACAGCAUUUUUGCUUAGGAGUUCAGUAUAUCACUAUAUAUCAGUGUAUCAUAUUGUAGGUAUUACAGAGUAUCUAAAUAGUCAUUUAUGUUGAUAAACAAUAUUGAAUUAUGAUUCAAUUAUGAUUGAAAAAAAAAUUAUUCAAAUUUUAAAAAAAUCGUAGAAAAUAAAAGGCCAUCCUUUAACAAAAGUUUCAACCAUCAACAUUUUUAUAAAAAUCUAUUUUACAAAAUAGUUAUAUUGAAUUUUUUUUAAAAAAAUUAUGGUUAAAUUGAAAAAAUUUUAUUUUAAGUUCUAUCCCUCCCCCCCAAAAAAAAAAAUGUACACAUAUAAACUGUAGCGCAGAGGCAUACUAAUUAUUUAAAAAAAAAUUUGUCAAAAAUAUUGAAUAGAACAAAAGUUAUUUCAAGUGGCAGAUCAUUGUAGGACAUUCUGUAUGGUGUUCAAAUUUUUAUAUAAAAAUUACAUCAAUAGAAGUUGUAAGGAAAAAACCAGUGGAUAUGUUUAGAAUUUUAAAUAAACUUAGUAAGUGUAAAAGGGAACUGUUAACUAUAUAUCGUAUAUAUAUGUAUGAAAUAUACAAAAUAGAUCAUUAAUUCAUAAAAUAGAUAAUACAAAUUGCAUAAUACAUUGAAAUGACUACCAUAGUUUUGAUAUGAUAUUAUGAUUAUAUCAAUAUUUUUUUAUAAAUGUAGUAUAUUUAUUAUUUUUAAUUUAUAGGUAAGCCGAUAUGGGAAAAUUGAUUUUUUAGAAAUAUUGUACCACCCAGUUACCAAAAAACAUUUGGGCCUAGCUAAAAUAAUUUUUGAGGAUGCAAUAUCAGCUAAGUCUUGUGUUCAAAGGUUAAAUGAUACAUCUGUUAUGGGAAAAGUUGUUAAUGUUUUUUUGGAUCCUUUUGGUAAAUAAUAUAUUUUAUUUAAAUAUUAAAUGUUAUUAUUGAAGCUAAUGUUUAAAUCUGAAUUGCUUAUGUGUGAAUUUAGCUUCAGAAUGUAAAACAAUAUUUAAGAAGUUGACUGAAGAAAAACCAAAACCUCCACCUGAAAUUUCCAAAAUAAAGCCACUUCCAAUAUCUAACCGUGAUCGACAGCCAGUUAUAUCAGUUAAAUCCAAAGAAGAACCUCAUGUUAAGCUCCAGACUGAAGAGAAAUCACUGCCUUCCAAAACGGACAACUUUAAAAAUUAUAGUUAUGAGUAUACUACCCCGUCCCCAGCUACUAGUGAUCUGCCAUCAGAAAAAAGUUAUAGUAGUGGAUAUGGCAGUGUGAGUAAUACUCCCGUGUACAACAAUGGAACCUCCUUUUCCUAUCCAUACAAUAGGUAUGAGUUAUUUAUUUUUACUGUUUUAAAAGCAUUGAAAUUGAUGUUUAUUAUUUUUGUUUUUUAUCUGAAGGUAUUCUUGUAGAGUUCCUCCUUUACCAAAUAAUACAUGGUGGGGAGAAUCUAGUCCUAUACCCACACAUUUACCUUCAGCAUCGGUUCCACCACCACUACCACCAAUAAUACCACCACCAACACCUAAGUUAGAUUCUGAAGCACAAUCAAAAUUAGAUUUGGAUACAAGAAUUGAAAUGCUUCUUAGUGGUAUGUCUUCUCAAGGUGCUAAUGUGGAGCCUGCAUUUUUAUCUAUCGUGAAAAAAGAUUCUGAUAAUGUACCUGAUACGAUAGAAGAUAUCAUCGAUGAUGAUUUUAAUGUGAAUUUAUCUCCGCCGACUGGAGAUAAUGACACUCAUUCUGAUAUAGACGAAGACAAAGUCAAUGAUGAAGAAGAAUUAUUGUCUCCACUUUCUAAUCCUCCAUCACCUUUUUUAUCAAAUGAUAUUUAUAUAAAAUGUUGUGAAAUAGCAAAAGAACAGUUCAAAAUGACUAGAGAAAAAGAAAAGUUGGAAGCAAAAUGCUUUUUAAACAAUUCAAUAAGAAAUGGUAAGUUAGUAUAAACUAAAAAUUAUAAUUUUAUACAUAAAAUGCAUGUUUAUUUGUAUUUUAUUUUAGUAAUCAAUAAGACUAUGCAUGAUUCACUACAUAGUGACAUCAGUUCUAGCGAUGAUGAAGCUGUGUUAGGAAAAAGUCCUAAAGGAAAUACUCCAGAUGACGCAAUGAGUUUAUCAAGCUUGUCAUCUCGUGAUGAAAAAAUUGUAGAAAAUGAUCCCAAUAUACCACCUCAAUAUUUACCACCAUUGCCAAAUUAUCCUCCUCAGGCUUAUUAUUGUCAACCUCAAUAUAGUAAUCACUAUGCUUAUCAAUAUAUUCCUUAUCCAUCUAAUUAUCCAUAUGGUCCCCCAUUCCCUAGAACUGAUAUAUAUGAACCAGAACCACUACAUGAUAGACAUGAAAACACAAAUUUCGCAGCAGAACUUAGAAAGUGAGUAAUUUAUAUGUUCAACAUUUUAUUUUAUUUUCAAUAAUAAAAUGCAUUUUCAUUUUAGACAUUUAUUGAAAGCAGUGCAAAAUGAAUUAAGAAUAAUAAUUAAACGGGAUCUUAUGAAAAAAAUGGGAACUACUGUUGCUUUUAAUGCUUUGGAUCAUUGGUGGGAAGAAGCUGAAAGACAAUUAAAAGUAAUAUUUUAUUAAAUUUUUUGGUAUACCUAUUUGUCAUAAAAAAAAAUAAAUAUAUAUAUAUACAUUUAUAGUCAACUAGUGUUACUAAUGAGGAAGCUAAACUUGUACAACCAGCUCCUAACCUUAAUACCAUCUUGGAAGCUGGAACAGAAGGCUUAGAAACCUUGGCACUAAGUGGUUUAGGUCUAGGAUUCCGAGCAUCAAUACCAAAAAUGCCAUCUUUCCGUGUAAGUUCUUAAUUAAUAGGGGUCUUUAAUGAUAUUGAAAUAAAAUAUUACUGUAGAUGAAAAUAAGACCUAAACACAAAUAAUCUUGCAAAAAAUUAAAGUUUACAAAUAUUCAAAUAGUAUAUAUUUCUCGAUUGAACUAGAUCACAGAUGAUAUUUAUAUUAAAAAAUAUAUCGUUAAAGAUCUUCAUUAGUAAUAUAUAAUAUAAUUAAUCUUAUUAAUAACAUACUCUACAUAAUUGAACUAUUUAGAGAAAAAAGAAAGAACCAUCACCUAAGAAAACUGACGAACAACAAGAUAAUGGAAGUGAUCAAGAAGAAAUGGUUAUAACUUCUGAUCAUGAAACCAAAGAUGUAAGUUAGAUUUGUUUAUUGAAUGAGUUUAUUAACUGUCAAAUUAUGUGUUUAAUUGUCUUAGAUUGACGAUGAUGAAGUGACUAAACCUACCUUUGCGGAGCGGAAGCGUUUAGGAAGGGAACUAUUUGACAGUGAUACCAACACUUCUACUUCAGAACCAUCAGUCCAUAGUUCUUCUUCUGAGGAAGAAUCAAGCAAUGAUAGUUCUACUAACGCGGACUCAGAUGAUGAAUCUUCAUUGCAAACUAAAUUUAAAAAAAUGUGUAAAUCAAUGACUUUGGAAGAUUUUGAUUGGAUCAGGUACAAAAACAGUAAUAAAUAACAUUUAUAUAAUAUGUAUUCAUUAUAAAGAAUGUUCAGAAAAGUAUUUAUUAUAAUAUUAUACAUUGUUUUGAUGGGCUAUAUAUUUGAGUGGAACAAGUUAUAGAGUAGUAAAGUUUAUCAAUACAAUUAUUGCAUUAUUUAGUUAUGCUUUUGUUGGCACGUUUCAGCAUGCUAGUAUCUGUCUAAGAUCUAUCUGCAACAAUGGAUUGACUUCUUUGUAAAUCAGAAUCUUUUGUUAUCACCAAGUUUUUAGUUGGCCAGAUCUAACUUUUUUUUUUUUUUGUGGGAUUCCAUCAUCAUUAUCCAUAAAUAUUAAAGAGGUUCUAUAAAUAACCAUGCAUCUUUUAAUACAACUUUCUGCUAUCUAGGUUUGAGAAUAUGUGGGUUAGUCAACAGUAUAAAUAUUAAAAGAGAGGAAAUAAUUUGAGAAUUCAAUUUUUUAAAUUUUAUUUAUUUACCUUGGUUAUACAAAUGCAAAAAAUAACUGUCAUUAAUAUUUAAUCUGGUUGUUAUAGAGAAAGUAUCUUAUUUAAAAAAAAGAUUAAAUAGAUAGAUUAUAGAUCAAUAUUUGGACAAAUAAUAUACUAUUUAUAACUAAAGCAGAGGACUUGUAGCUUUAAACAAAUUAAAAAUAUACAACUACUUAUGCAUUUAAAAUUCUUAAAAUAUGCAUUAAAAAUAAUUUCUAAAAAUGUAUUUCUAACAAUUUCAUUAAAAAAUAUUAGUUAUAUACAAAACAGCCUAAAAUAAAAGAAACAAUUGCGUUGAUUAAAUUAAAUAGAAAUCAGUAUAUCAAUCAUUGAUUGAUGAAUUUACUUGAUUUUUAAAUAUAUUUAAUUUACUAUUUCUUUUUCCGAUGCCAAAAAUUAACAUUUUAUUAUUGUUUUACAAAGAUUUUUUUUUUAUGUGAACACUUAACACUUUCUAGUAGAAAGCUUACUUCAAUGUAUACAAUGUAAACCCUUUUCUAAAAGGAAAUUUUCUUAGAGUGAUAUUUUAGGGAGGUUAUUUAUCAAUUUUCUGAAGAUUAUUCUUAUCAAAUGUAAAAAAUAAAAAAAAUGGGAAAAUGUAUGAAAUAUAUUAGUAAAAUAUUAUGUUUUUUUUUCUGUGGACUUUUUUUCCUACUAGAAUUUUGCUUAGAUUUAUAAUGAUGGCACUUUUUUUGAAAAAUAAUCUGUUUGGGAGGGUACUUAAUGAUGUAAUUUUUUAAUUUUCUUAAGAGUUUUCCAGCAAAUGUGAAAAACUGGAAAAAAACAUGGGAAAAUCAGGAAAAACGGUACAAUAUUAAACAAAUAUUAUAUUAAAGAAAAUAUAUACCUAAUGCCUAUUUAAAUAUUUUACCAGAAUAUCACAUAAAUAUUAUUGACAAAAUAUCACUGUCAGAACUUCACUCAGAAUCGUAUUUUCGUUAUCAAUAGUUUAUCGUUACUUGCAGAUAUAUAUUACAUUCCCUUUUGUAUCCUCCUACCUUCUCACCUAUAACAGUGACUGCACCUGUCCUAGGACAGCUUUUUUAACAUGUUAAUAUUUUAUUAAUGAUUUUUGUUUUAAUACAUAUUAUUUCUUAAGAAAUUGUGAAAAAGUCUGGAAAAGCCCCCAAAUAUCAUAAAAAAAACCUCAAAUGUCCAAAAAUAAAAGACCUUAAUAUGCUAAAAUAUGCAAUAUAAAAUUAUAGAUUUGGUUCUGUUGUAACAUGAAACAAAUUUUUUUUUAAACUGGCCUUUUUACAAAUGCACAAAAUAAAUAUGUAAAUGUUAGAAGUCCUCUGCUCUAUUUAUAACUAUACUAGAGAAUCUAGUCAGAGUAUUAUUUUUAGUUAUUACUUUAUGGAGCAACCACUGAAAUAGAUAGCGUUUAAUACUGUACACCAUCAAGGCUCUAUGGGAUAGUUAAUUUAAAAAAUAUACUGCAUUUUCACAUUAAAUAAAUGGUUUUUUUCUCAGGGAGUUAACACCUGUUGGAAAUGAAACUCCUAUGGCAAUAGAUUCUUUAUCAAGUUCUGAUGAAGAAGGUUCAUUUGUGAAGUACAAACGUGAUAAAGCAAUAAAACGGAAGAUUGAAGAUGAUGAUCUAGAUGAACCUGUUGAAUCUAAAAAACAUAUAAAAAACACAACGCCACCUGAAGAAAAUCAUAUUCCAGUAUUUGUUGAUCACUCUUACUGUAUGCCUCGACAGGUUGUUUAUAGUCCUCCUCCUAUACCUGAUUGGGACGCUGAUUUGGGUACGACUAAUGAAGAUAUGAAAAAUCGUGAACCAAUUGUUAUAAGUGAAGAAAAAAUUCCAGACAUCGUUUCACCAAAGAAACCUAAACUGCCAUUAGCUGUUAGAGAUAACAACAAAAUAGAAAAUAUAGAUCAUUUAACUGUACCAAAACAACGAGAUAGUCAAGUCAAAACCAAAUACUUUAACAAACGAAAUGCAAACGAAGAAUCAGCUAUAUUAUUUGAGUUUCUUACUAAGGGUAUAGAUAUGGAAGAUAUAGACUACUUAAGACAAAGUUAUAGUUCAUUUCGCCCUACAAAUGACUGGUUGGACGAUACACAUUGGGUCAACCAUCCAGAUAUCCUUUUUAUGACAUUAAUAUUUAAUUUUAACUAUAAUAUAGGAUUAUUUAAAUUAGGUGGGUCAAUCACUAUUCACUUUGCUUUUAUAAUAAUUUCUUUGCAUAUGUUUAUAUUUGGAUAUAAAUAUUUGAAAUUUAGAAUGGGAAUGAACUGUAAACUUAGAAAAUCUAGUGUUUAUCCAUGGAGAUUUGUACAUAUAAUGAACUAUAAUCUAAAUAAAAGGUAAUAUCUUUACAUUUCAUCAUUUAAAUAAAAAUGUUAUAAUUGUCGAUCAAUAUACCUAAAAUGAAUAUUAAAUUUGUAUGUUUACUUCACAUUUCCAUAAUAUUAUGAUUGAUCAAAUUAUAUCCUAUGUUAUUAUAUAUAUUUUUUUUAGAUGUUUGGAUUUGAGGAAUAUUCGGAUAUAAUUUUCUUACAUUUUAAUGAAACGCACAUUAUUUGUAAAUUCUAUAGUUUUUUAAAAUAUCAAUUUAAUAUUUAAAACUAGUAUAAAGCUAAAAUAAUGAUGGUUAUAAUGGAAGUUAUCAGAAUUUCUGUAUAAUUAAUUAUAUUUUUUAUGUAGUUAUUGUUUUCCUUAAUUUAUAAACACUGACAGCAUUAUCAAAUCAACUUCCAAGAAAAAAGAAGAAAGACGAAUGGAAAAUUCACGAAUCGGGGUGUGCUAGAACAGAAGGUUAUUAUAAAGUGGACAGUAAACAAAAAGCCAACCAUAAGGUAAUUUUUAUAUUAAUAUUAUUUAGUGAGUAUUGAAUUAUCCAUAAUUUUCUUCCCAUUUUAUUUUAAAUUAAAUAUCUUACUAACACAAAUUUGUGUAAAAGGCAUAACAAUAUAUUCGACUACCCGUUAAUAAAUGUUUUUUUUUUUAUUUGCUUUAAUGGGAGAUUCCUUUGUAUAUUAUGGUAAUGCAACACUUUUUUAAGAGACGUCUUGUUAUAGAACAUUUUUGUUUUUGAAGUUAUUCAAGUAGUGCUUUUAACGUAGGUAUAUUUAAUUUAUGUUUAUAUCUCAAUUUUAUGUUUUUAUUGUAGUAUCAUUUUGGACAUACAAUUGCCCAAUUGAAUCGUAUCACUGAGCUUAAACGUGUUAAAGAGUCAACAGGCAAGAUGUUAGCUCUUUCUCGUGAAGCACGUAGUAAUCAGCGUCGAUUAUUAACAGCUUUUGGAUCUACAUCAGAUAGUGAUUUGCUCAAAUUUAACGUACUGAAGUUCCGUAAGAAACAACUUAAGUUCGGAAAAUCAGCUAUACACGAUUGGGGAUUGUUUGCUAUGGAGUCGAUUGCAGCUGAUGAAAUGGUUAUUGAAUAUGUGGGCCAGAUGAUUCGGCCUGUAGUGGCUGAUCUACGGGAACGUCAGUAUGAAGCUACUGGUAUUGGUAGCUCAUAUCUAUUCAGAAUUGAUUUAGACACUAUUAUUGACGCUACAAAGUGUGGUAAUCUGGCGAGGUUUAUUAACCACAGUUGUAAUGUAAGUAUUAAUGAUACAUUUUGGAUAUCAAAUAAUGAAAUACUGAUUUUAACCAGAAGUUUUAAUCAAACAAUGCAAUUCUGAAUGUUAUUAUUUCAUCAUACUUUUGAGUCUGUCUGAUAGUUGUAUAACUAAUUCAAUCUAUCUAUUCUUAAGCAAAUUAUUCAUGAUAGUAUGAAUUGAAUUUAUAUAAAUCAUACCUAACUGUUGAAAUAUUUAAAUUGAAUUGUCUCAGUUUCGUGUUUAAUUUCAUUGAUAUAAUGUAAAUAAUAUAUUGUUGUGUAUACCAAAUUAUAAUUAAAAUAAAUGUGUUUAGCAGGACUAUCUGUUAGUUAUUUAGAAAUGUAGAAUAUUAAAGUUGAGUGGAUAGUUAAUUUAGAAUAGAUAGAUGGAUGGAUAAUAAUAUUGCUAAUUGCCCAUGUCCUUAAAUGGUUCAAUUAUUGAUAUGAUAUUAUUUUUUAUAAUCAUAGAAUGUGUUACACAAAAAUAUACAAUCUCAAAAUUAAUUUCAUUUUUAAAUUUCAGCCUAAUUGCUAUGCUAAGAUAAUUCAAAUUGAAGGGCAAAAGAAAAUUGUAAUAUAUAGUAAACAGCCAAUUGGUGUAAAUGAAGAAAUUACUUACGAUUAUAAAUUUCCACUUGAAGAAAACAAAAUACCAUGUUUGUGUGGGACGCAUUGUUGCCGUGGAACGCUCAACUAGUUGAAAAACUGUUAAUAUUUUGUUAAUAUCUAUAUAUGAACUGUGAAUAUUUUACCAUGUGAAAUCUUUUGUAAAAUUUAAGCGUUUUUUUUUUUAAAUUAAAUUUAUACGACUGAUGUAUAAUUUAUUCUUCUGCAUCAAUUCAUCUUUGUGAUGAAGUGCAUGCAAUUCUUUUUGUUUGUACAAAAUGAAUAUUGUAAAAUUAUUAAUAUAAUUGUUCCAUCCCUAUUUAAAAACAAUACAAGUUUAUUCCUAAACCAAAUUUCAACAAUGAAUGUUUAAAAAUAUUUUGCUGUUGAUGUAUGUCUAUAAAUUAUGAUCAAAAAAUAU